GUUGAACUGAACUGAACUUAUUAGAGCUGAACUGAAUUGAAUUGAAAAUAAUCAUAUAAGAAUAGACCCUUAGCCUUUCUUAAAAUUAAGAUUUCUCAAUCAAAUUAGUCAAACGAUGUUCAGGCAAUAAUGCAAAAAAUGAUUUAAAAUGGCUAUUUUUCUAUGUUACUUACCGUGUUAUAUGGUGUUAGAAAAUUUUAAACAAUAAAGUAUUACAAAGUCAAAGUAGUAUAAUGGAGAACUUAUUAGUAUAUGGAUAGAAUCAUAGAAUAUUUCACAAUUGCGUUUUGGCAUUAAUAAUAAUACAUUACGUUUAAUAAGCUGUCUUUAAUAUUUAAUGUUAAUGGCUUGUGAACCAUAACUAUCUUUCUCAAUAAAUUAUAAAAUGUACCUUAAAACAUAUCCUAUGAUCCAUUGCAACCUGCUUUGAAACUAAAGAGAGGGAUCAAGGAUGAAUGGUAAAACUGUUGUGGCUAGCAUAAUUGUUGGAAUUUUAGGGUUGAUAUCAACAGGCGUGGGUCUUACUUUCGCGGUCUUGCCUUUUAAGAACCAGAUUCGUCUGCUUUACUUCAGAUGUACAAACGAUUUAUGUGUAGUGCAUGAAUGCCUAUACUUUCGAAGUCCAAUGUUUUAUAUGAUCGUUGCUGCAAUAGUUUGCCUAAUAGUGGCACUAAUCUUAAUUAGCAUUUCAGCUGAUUGUGGUUGUGGCAGAGCAACUAAUUCAUCCUCUACUUCAAGAGCAUUAGCAAUUCUUGCUUUUGUCUGCUGUUGGUUGACAUGUAUACCAGCAAUUAUCUUAUUCCUUUAUGCUGGAGCCACACAUUAUGGAAUACGGAUCUCUAAGAACGGAGGGAGUAUAUCGUUCAGUGAUGCUUCAUCAAAUAUUGGUGGUUUUUACCGAAGUUGCUUCAAGGUAAACCGUGGAGUAUUUGGUGCAGCAGCUGCAUUGUCAUUUGGCGGUAUUGCCCUUGGAAUCAUAAGUUACAUAACUUUAGUUUCUGAAGAUCACAGAAUCAGAAGAACAAAUCAAGCUAGAAGGGGUUCUACAAAUGAGCUUCAAUAAAUUAUCUCUUUAUCUAACUAGAGUCCCAAGUGAGAUUGAAGCUUAAUGUAUGAUGUUAUUAUUGUUAAUAAUUGUGGUGUAUAUGUUAUUUUUUACAUUUUGAUUUGAAGCAUCAAUUUUGAGAGCAAGUUUGUGUACAAAUUUAUUAGUUAAUUAAUAUAAUUUAUGCGUAACAUACCAUAUUACCAUAUAGUCAAAGUUAAACCUUCUAAAACAAAUGAAACAAUA
Molecule: messenger RNA, 1291 nt
Organism: Chenopodium quinoa (quinoa)
Lineage: Eukaryota; Viridiplantae; Streptophyta; Magnoliopsida; Caryophyllales; Amaranthaceae
Exons: 4
Coding region: 452-1063 (203 amino acids)
Source: RefSeq, a predicted model, not a curated record